Messenger RNA from Anopheles marshallii, 1053 nucleotides. RefSeq lists its product as uncharacterized. Lineage: Eukaryota; Metazoa; Arthropoda; Insecta; Diptera; Culicidae. Bases 1 to 1026 code for a protein of 341 amino acids. The record is from RefSeq and is a predicted model, not a curated record. The transcript is spliced from 2 exons.
AUGAGGCAUUUGGCGUUGGUAGUGCUGUUGUGUAGUGUUCUUGUGCCCAGAAUACAUUCUGCUCCACAACGAAGCAUUGACUUUUUGCUGGGCGAUGAGGAACUCCAGGCGGUUGUGAAACCUAUCGCGGAAAAUGCCUCGUCUACUACCUCUGCACAGCAGCAAACAGUAGCGUAUGAGGAUGAUCCGCAGAGUGAAGUGCAAGCAACAGUGGAUCCGAUUGAAAAUGAACAGCAAACGGAGGAUCCUCAGCAGGAUCUACCUGUAACUGUAGAUUAUCCCGAGGAGGAACAGCUAACCGAAGAUCCUCAAGAUGAUGUUCUGGAUCCGGUAACAGAUAGUCCCAAGGAUGAUGAUAAUACGACAAAUACGACAAAAUCCAACGAUUCUACUUCCGUAGCUCCCAGCAGCACUAUGUCUCCCUCACGGAGCGAAGUGACGACUCCCGCACCUAAAGCAUCAACAGCACCUACGGUCGAUUCAGUGGAAAAUAUCUCCUCCGAAGAGCAACUCACAACUAACCCUAUCGUGGUUCCAGACAACGGAGAUCAAUCCACAACCGAGUCCAGCGAAGACUCGAAUCAGCUCGCCCAGGAUGUUAAUGACUUUAUACACGAUCUGGCAAAUGAGGUACGAUCGAGUGCAAGGGAUGAUCCGCCUCGUCCACAACCACCAAAACCCAGUAUGCCGCAAUUCUCCACAGUACUGCCCACUAUGCUACCGGAAGGCUACGAUUCCAAAUCGGUCGAAAGUAGUGAAGACGACGAUCAGGUGCAGCUGAAAGUAGAUCCGAACGACACACAGACGACCAAUGGCCCUUCGCUUACCGAGGAUCAGUUCCGCACGCUACUAGAAAAGUUGCCCUGGAUCGGUCAACAGCGAUUCCCAGGCUACGAUCAAUGGCACCAUCAGGGUUUUCCGCAACGCUCCAGCUGGCAGCAUCGUGACGAUCGUCAACGACACUAUCAAAGCCACGGUUCGGACAGUUUUCAAGGUCACGGAUUUCACCGCAGCUCUUGGCAUUGACGCGUGCUCUUUGCGCUUUCUAUGCUG